Messenger RNA from Miscanthus lutarioriparius, 486 nucleotides. The record is from the annotation of a GenBank genome assembly. NCBI's taxonomy places the organism in Eukaryota, Viridiplantae, Streptophyta, Magnoliopsida, Poales, Poaceae.
AUGGUAACGGGGAGGGGAAUACACCUGCGGGAACGGGAGGGGCGGGGCGCAUCAGAGGAAGCCGAGGAGGACGGCGGCGCCGAGCACGAAGAGCCAGACGAUGUGGACGAGCAGCAGCGCCUGGCCCGAGACGGGCGCGGAGCCGGCGCCGACCUCGCAGUAGCCGCGGCGAGCCACGCGGGCCCCCGCGCAGGUCGCCUCGGGGCAGCCGCACCAGUACGUGACCCCGUCGGCGCCGCAGACCGGGUCCGGGCGGAAGCACCGCACCGGGCACAGCGGGACGUCGCCGUCCCCGUCCGCGACGGCGGCCGCGCAGGGGUCGCCGGACUCCGCCGCCGCCGCGGCGGCGGGCGUGGGGAAGAGGAGGCUAGGGUUUGCGCGAGGAGGAGCGAGAGCGUGGCGAGGAGGAUGAGGUGGACGAGGCGCGAGGGCGGCAUGCCGGGCGUCGCCGGCGGCCGAUGGUCGCCGGCGAGGGGCGGGGCGUGA